UAAAUGCUCAGGUAGAUCGACUGGUUUCGUGGGCAUUACGACCGGAAAUACCUCCGCAGCGGCAACAGUCCGAGGACGUUCAGAUCUCGAUGGCCAGUUCUGGAGGAGGAGUCGGCAGUGACGUUCCGGACAGACUGCCUCCGAUCAGCGUAAAGGACCAGCGCUUCCCCUGCUGCAUCGUUUGGACUCCAAUUCCGGUUCUCACCUGGCUGUUGCCCAUGAUCGGACAUAUGGGUAUUUGCACUUCGUCCGGUGUGAUUCGUGACUUCGCCGGCCCCUACUUCGUAUCAGAGGACAACAUGGCGUUUGGAAGACCCACUCGGUACUUAAGGUUGCACCCCAAGCACAUAGUGGGCGGCAAUUACGCCUGGGACGAGGCGGUCUCCAAAGCAUCUGUGCUCUACGGCACCCGCACCCACAAUAUCUUCUGUGACAACUGCCACUCGCAUGUGGCCACGGCACUCAUCAACAUGCGCUACUACGACAGCACCGCAUGGAACAUGAUUAUCCUCAGCAUGUGGCUCUUUGUCUGCGGCCGCUACGUCGGAAUAGGGGGUUUUAUUAAGACCUGGCUGCCAUUUGCCAUUCUCCUGUCCAUCUUCACAAUUCUGGGCAUCUAUUUUUAAUAUCUAUAUCUAUAUCAAAUGCUAUCAAUGUACAAAUCUAUGUAUGUAUGACGUCCAAUAAAGGAUUCAUUAAUUUAUGUA
Molecule: messenger RNA, 707 nt
Organism: Drosophila sechellia
Lineage: Eukaryota; Metazoa; Arthropoda; Insecta; Diptera; Drosophilidae
Product: transmembrane protein 222
Exons: 3
Coding region: 90-626 (178 amino acids)
Source: RefSeq, a predicted model, not a curated record